AUGGGUCAGUAUGGAGAAGUCAGAAACUAUAAGAGAUAGCAAAAUCUGUUCUUAGGAACCAUGGCUUCGAUUUUAGAUUCAAUAAUAAUGGCAUUCAAUUUUUUUUUUAAAUCUAUCAUACAUAACCUCAUACAUAUCAUACAUAUCAUACAUAACAUCAGUUGCUCGCGCGCAUUCGGGUACGACGGGUGUGUGCACUUAUCGCUGCACUACGGUAGUGGCCGCUAAAAAGAUGUCCACUUUGAAGUGUAAUACGUGUAAUAUAGUGAUAGAUGAAUUAUUAGCUUAUAUUCAGAAUAAACUCAGUGUUUCAACGGAGGAUACUCUAGUGCGAAUAUGCAAGUCGUCGUUCUCGUCAAUGGAAAUCAAGACGUCAAAAUCGUUAUUAUUUGAAUCCCUGCCUAUCAAUAAACGCAAAAUCUUAAGAAAAGGCGAAGGCAGAGAACAACGUGACUUAGAGGACAUUAUAAGUGUGUUCAAAAAUACGGAUCCUGAAUUUAUGCCUAUAUUUGUUGCCCGUGAUCUGGACAAGUUGCCGCCUCUAAGCUAUGAUCACAUCGACGUUUCAAAGCUAUUGAAAGACCUACUGAAAGUCCAAGCUGAGGUUGCCGACAUGCGAUCUAGGUUUGCAACAGCCGAACAAGUACAGGAGAUCAGACAUGAGCUCAAUAAUUUAAGGUGUACACCCGCUAUUAUGGACUCGUACUGCAAUGUAAACAAACGGCGCGGCGCUUAUCUCGAUAGCGGUCCGACUGGUUUUACUCAUCUCGAUGUUACCACCAAUAGUCCACAGCAGCCCUCAUGUCUGCAUAGUAAUAUUUCAGCUCGAGAAACACAUAAUGAUAGUCUGUUGCAAAGCCAAAUAUUGUCAGCGAAUAAUGAUUGCAAUUCACCGUGCGCCAAAGAGGGUACACCUGAGCGCCGCGAUAGCAUAGAUGCAGCGACGGUUGAACUUGAACCCGCGAUGACGUCAUCGUACGAGAUAACUACUAAGCUGACCGCUGGAGUAUGUUUACCUGUUAGUAACAGCAAUGCGAACAGCGAAUGCACUUUUAUAAAUAACAAGACUAAAUUGUUGGCGGACGUCGUUAAGACGACAGUAUCUAGUCGAGGUGCAGAAAAAAGUCCUGAGCUGAACCCGAAUGAGUGGAAGAAAGUUGAGAGCCGUAAGACUAUACUGCAAAAACGGCUUAUAGGCAAACGAGGCGUAGCGUGCGAGUCAAAUUCUAAUUUCAAAGCCGCUGUGAUGAAGGUACCGAUACUUAUCACCAACGUGCAUAAGGACACGGCAGAGGACGACAUUGCCAAUUACAUUCGGGACAAAACGCAUGAAAUCGUCAGGCUUCAUAAAAUUGCCAUUAAAAAACAUAAUGACUACGAUGCGUAUAAAUUUUUUGUACCACAGCACAAGUUGUCAUUGUUUUUAGAGGAUAAGCUGUGGCCCGAAGGUAUCAUAUUUAGACGCUUUGUGAAUAAUAAGCCCAGGGAAGUUACGAGUAUAAUCCCUGGAUCCGGAACUGUUCCUACAAAUACGUUAAGUUAAUGAAUAUAACGUCAAAUCAGUUUGUCAGUUAUAACUGCAAGAAUGUGAAGCGUUCUCUUGAGAGUAUUAGGGAAAUAUGCAGGUGCUCCGAUCUGGUUGCUCUUCAAGAAACUUGGUUACUACCGGGUGAAGUGUCGUAUUUAAGUAGUAUUGAUGAUGAGUUUGGUACCACGGGAACUUCGGCAGUUGACACUACCGUAGGUAUGUUACGUGGCAGGCCCUAUGGUGGCGUUGCCCUUCUGUGGCGAAAAAGCGUAUUUCGUGAUGUGUCUGUAUUAAGCUGUGACAACCCGCGUGUUUGUGCGAUUAAAAUAGUUAUUGAAAAGCGCCACAUACUGGUUGCGAGUGUAUAUAUGCCUACAGACAGGCAUAGCAACUUAGCGGAGUUCACGGAUUGUCUCGGUGCGGUGAGUGCUAUAGUGGAUAAUGCUAACUGUGAGUCUGUGUAUAUACUCGGGGAUUUGAAUGCGCAUCCUAGCGGUUUGUUUUUUACUGAGUUGUCGGAUUUCUGUAGUGAGCGCGAGUGGACUAUAGCGGAUACAGAUAUUUUGGGCUUGUCGUCGGAAACAUACACCUUCAUAAGCGAUGCUCAUGGAUCUAGACGGUGGCUAGACCAUUGUUUGGUGACUGAGACUGCACUGAAGUCUGUUAUGAAUGUGUAUGUUGACUAUAACACAGUUUGGUCCGAUCAUUUUCCGUUAUGUUUACGAAUUAAUUUAGGUGUUAUUAGACAGAAAAAUGAUCCUAAUACAUUUGAUUGUAAUAAUCUUAAGGUUAAAUGGGGGCACAGAAAUGCGCAUCAGAUUAGCCAUUAUACAAUGCUUUGUAAUGAUUUAUUAAAUUCAAUUGACUUUCCACAUGAAAUGAGUGAAUGUUGUAGGUCAAAU
Molecule: messenger RNA, 2430 nt
Organism: Cydia fagiglandana
Lineage: Eukaryota; Metazoa; Arthropoda; Insecta; Lepidoptera; Tortricidae
Exons: 1
Coding region: 233-1543 (436 amino acids)
Source: RefSeq, a predicted model, not a curated record